AUGCUGACCAUGGUGUCCCAGGCACUGUUGUACAGUUUUCUCCUGAUCAAAGCGAGCGUCUUUGCGCAGGAAGUCGUGCCUUGGAGCAUCCCUGACGGCGCGAAGCCCAACUUCACCGAAGUCUACAACGAUGGCAACAGCAUCACCUGGUCAUGGCAGGCGCUCAAUCAUUCCAUGUCGGAUCUAUGGCUGACCAGUUACGAUCCGACGCUCUCGUACGCUGUCCGUAUCGCGUCAAACAUCAACAUCACCGAGCCCGGCACCCUACCAUGGACCAUCACGGUCAACCAGACCUUGAUAGAUAUUGACGACCGCUUCGUCCUUCGAUUUACCCUGACCGGCACCGACAUCUACCCUUUGUCACCGAGCCAGUUUCCCAGCCCGGCCUUCAUCGUCUUGAAACGCGGAGAAACGCUGGCCUCCACGAGCGUGGGUGCAACUGCUACAGUGUUGGGCGUAGAAAGUAUAACAAUCGAGAUCCCGACUGCGACUGCGGCUAGUACGAAUAUCACCUCGGUCGGUGCUGCAUCAUCAGUCCCAUCUGGCCUGCUAGACGGGAAUUCGUCCUCUGUCUCGCCGUCAUCUUCAUCUGGGUCGGGGCUCGGCACUGGCGCGAAAGUCGGUAUUGGUGUUGGCGUAGCGGCAUUGGUGGUUGUCAUACUCGGCUUAUGCUUCGUAGUGCUGCGGUUAUAUCGACGGCUCAAGGCGACUUCUAAUCGGCACUCACAAGGUAUCAUUCCUGACCAUCCCGAGAAAGACAACAUGACUUCCGCAAGCUCAACCCCUGCAGUCAGAGAAAUUUCGGGCUUGCACGAGGCAUUGGGAGAUAGAAGACACCCAACAGAGCUAGGGUCAAAACAAGAAUCAAGAAUAGCAGAGCUAGGGUCGAAACAUGAAUCACGAAUUGUUUUCGAAAUGCCAGGCUGA
Molecule: messenger RNA, 927 nt
Organism: Exophiala spinifera
Lineage: Eukaryota; Fungi; Ascomycota; Eurotiomycetes; Chaetothyriales; Herpotrichiellaceae
Exons: 1
Coding region: 1-927 (308 amino acids)
Source: RefSeq, a predicted model, not a curated record